AUGAUCGAAGAUCUUCUCGCAGUGACGAGCCUUAGUCGGGCCUCACUAUGGGCUCUAGGACUAUUUGUUACAUUUUGCGUAUUCCGCAAGUUCCAAGCCUCAGCACAGAUCGCCCGUCUCGGUGUCAGAGCUCCCAAAAUUAAAUUCCGUCUCCCAUACGCUCUCGACUUCAUUUUCCAAGGCUACCAAGCCAAUAAAGAGUACAAAGACUUAGAAUUCUGGGAUACACAAAUCUUGCAUGCGGGCGGCUUGACAAAUGUGAAGACAGCCGAACUCGACGCUGGUAUUUCCACCCGUAUGAUCCUCACCAAAGAUCCAGAGAAUAUCAAGGCAGUCCUCACCGGCCAGUUCGCCGACUACGGCAAGGGUGAGUCCUUCCACCGGGAGUGGAAAGAAUUCCUAGGCGACAGCAUCUUUGCCACAGACGGAGAACUAUGGUCUCGUUCCCGCCAGCUCAUUCGUCCCAUGUUCGUGCGUGACCGCAUCGUCGACACAGAAAUCUUCGAGAAGCAUGUUCAGAAACUCAUCCCGCUUCUCGGCGGCAGCGACUCACCCAGCAGCAGUAAGGUAGUGGAUGUUGGAUCACUCUUCUUCCGGUAUACCCUCGAUGCAGCAACAGACUACCUGCUCGGCAAGGGAACCGACAGUCUAGAUAACCCGGCAACGCGGUUCGCCGAGGCGUUCAGAUAUGUGCAACAGCGUCAAGCUGAGUAUUUCCGUUUCGGAGUCUUUAACUCUGUCAUGUCACGCACCGAAUUCCGCAAGAACCUCCGAAUAAUGGACGACUUCAUGCAGCCCUACAUCCAAGCCGUCCUUGCCCGCUCAGCCGGCGAACCUAACGAGAAGCUUUCAACCGACGAGACCUUCCUUGACGCCCUAGCCGGCUUCACCCGCGAUCCCCGCGUUCUCCGUGACCAACUUGUCGCCGUCCUCCUCGCAGGUCGUGACACAACAGCCGCCACACUAUCCUUCUGUCUCUUCGAGCUAUCGCGCAACCCGGAAGUCGUCGCUAGGCUGCGGGACGAAAUCCGCGACCGACUCGGCGUCGGCGCCAACGCCCAGAAACCCAGCUACACCGAUCUCAAGGAAAUGAAGUACCUUAGCGCAGUGCUGCACGAGACGAUGCGUGUAUACCCAGUCGUGCCAUUCAACGUGCGCAACUCUCUACGCGAUACAACGCUCCCACGCGGUGGUGGGCCAGACGGGCGAUCACCUGUGGGUGUGCGUGCAAACACGCGGAUUGUGUACUCGACGAUGCUAAUGCAGCGGGAUCCUGAUCUGUAUGACGGUCCGGAAUCGAAGAACUACUUCGAUCCUGGGAAGUGGAUUCCUGAGCGCUGGGUUUCUGGCUGGCAGCCUAAGCCGUGGCAUUUCAUUCCGUUCAAUGGUGGACCACGGAUUUGUAUUGGGCAGCAAUUUGCUACCAUUGAGAUGGGGUACACUGUUAUUCGGAUUUUGCAGGCUUAUGAGCGCAUUAUUGCGCUCCCGAUUGGUGGUAAAGAUAAAGUUGAAGACCCGGUGCUUCGGUUUGAAGUUACUCUCAGUCCUGGCUCCGAGUUGAAUUGCGUUUUCCUCAAGGAGGGUGAAGAGGGUGUGCGCAGUACCGCUCAGUCGAGUGCUACUUGA
Molecule: messenger RNA, 1626 nt
Organism: Penicillium griseofulvum
Lineage: Eukaryota; Fungi; Ascomycota; Eurotiomycetes; Eurotiales; Aspergillaceae
Product: cytochrome P450
Exons: 2
Coding region: 1-1626 (541 amino acids)
Molecular function (GO): heme binding; oxidoreductase activity, acting on paired donors, with incorporation or reduction of molecular oxygen; iron ion binding
Source: RefSeq, a predicted model, not a curated record